This is a messenger RNA of Triticum aestivum (bread wheat), 1111 nucleotides long. RefSeq names its product NDR1/HIN1-like protein 12. The transcript has 2 exons. The coding region runs from base 252 to 902 and encodes 216 amino acids. The record is from RefSeq and is a predicted model, not a curated record. Lineage: Eukaryota; Viridiplantae; Streptophyta; Magnoliopsida; Poales; Poaceae. Gene Ontology annotation, biological process: defense response to other organism. Gene Ontology annotation, cellular component: plasmodesma; plasma membrane.
GAGCUGUACCUUUCGCCACCUCGCCCCCUCCCCUAACCCCCAAAAGAUAAUCAACCUUUUGAAACAUGCGCCACACCACACCACCUCCUGUGUGUAAUCUAUUUAGGACUUUUGUAAGCCUAUAGCCACCCCCACUCACACCGAGCUUUCCUUCGACCCACAUGCUACACAUCGCAAACAGCCACAGUCCUAGUUAGCAGCCCUCACUCGAAGACACACACACACACCGAAGCCCAGUUGAUCAGGCCACCAUGAGCAAGGGCAAGGUUCACCACGACUGGAUCCUCCGGCGGUGCUGCGGCUCCAUCGCCGCCUGCAUCCUCACGCUCGCCGUCCUCGUCGGCUUCGUCGCGCUCGUCAUCUACCUCGCCCUGCACCCCUCCAAGCCCUCCUUCUACCUCCAGGACAUCCAGCUCCGCUCCAUCGACCUCGCCGAUCCGGCUCUCUCCCUUGACGUCCAGGUGACCAUCGCGUCGCGGAACCCGAACGACCGGGUGGGCAUCUACUACAAGACCCUGCACGCCUUCACCACGUACCGCGACGAGCCGGUGACGGUGCCGGUGUCGCUGCCGGCGAUCUACCAGGGACACAAGGACCAGUCGGUGUGGUCGCCGGUGAUGUCCGGGGACUCGGUGCCGGUGGCCCCCUACGUGGCGGACGCCAUGAAGCAGGACAUCGCCGCCGGGUACGUGCUGCUGCACGUGAAGGUGGACGGCCGCGUCAAGUGGAAGGUCGGCAGCUGGGUCUCCGGCGGCUACCACAUCUUCGUCAACUGCCCCGCGCUGCUCUCCGCCAGCGGCGGCUCCGUCGGCGGUGCCUUCGCCAUGAGCGCCACGGUGGGCGGCAAGCAGACCGUCUCGCUCAAGUUCACGCAGCCGUCCUACUGCACCGUCGACGUGUGAGUGACGCGGACGCACGUCGUCUCGCCGGGGCGACGCUGAGAGCGACGUCGAGCGCUCUUAAUUAUUUGCAGGAGUAAAUCUUGUAGAGUAGCAACAACCAUGAUAUGAUAGUGUAUAAUUAUCACCAAUUUCCUUACCCUGUUUUUCUGAAUCUGUGCAGAAUAAUGCUACUACUUUUUUAUACAUCCUAUUAUAAGCUGUUCUUGUUA